CGGCGAUGAAUGACGGCGGAGAUGUGAGAAUGGAGGAGGGAGACGGCGGAGAGAAGGCGGUGUUCAUGUGGGGAUAUCUUCCUGGAGCUCUGCCGCAAAGGUCGCCGCUUUUUUCGCCGACGGUUGUGAGGCCCGGCGGCGAUUAUGGGUGGAGGGACGUCUUCGGCGGCGGUUGCGGCUUCGCCAUGGCCAUUUCUGAGUCUGGAAAGCUGAUUACAUGGGGUUCAACAGAUGAUCUAGGUCAAAGCUAUGUGACAUCUGGGAAGCAUGGGGAAAAGCCAGAGCCAUUUCCUCUUCCAGGUGAAGUUUCUCUAGUUAAGGCAGCUGCAGGUUGGGCGCAUUGUGUUGCAGUUACAGAUAUCGGAGCAGUUUACACAUGGGGAUGGAGAGAGUGUGUUCCCUCGGGGAAAGUCAUUGCAGAACCAUCUAUGGGUGCAAACUUUGAAAUGGAUGUAAUGGACAGACAAAGUUCUUUCUUGACAGACCAAGUUAGCCCUCGCUCUCAAGGCUCACGAUCCACUGGUGGAACAGUGUCUGCUGCUGAUGCGCAGGGAGCUGGAGAAGAAAGUUUAAAGCGAAGAAGGGUAUCUUCAGCAAAGCAAGCAGCUGAAAGUUCAUCGUCUUGUGAUGAAACUCUCUCAGCAUUGCCAUGUCUUGUGACAUUGAACCCAGGAAUUAGAAUAGCCAAUGUUGCUGCCGGAGGACGCCAUACUCUAGCAUUAUCAGAUAUGGGUCAGGUGUGGGGAUGGGGAUAUGGAGGUGAAGGGCAGCUUGGUCUGGGAUCACGGAUACGUAUGGUGUCCUCCCCUCAUCCUAUACCUUGUAUCAAUUCCUCAUCUUAUGGUGUCAUGAAUUCAGAGGAACACAGUUUUAGAGUACCUGGAAAUUAUGUGAAAGGGAUUGCCUGCGGAGGUCGGCAUAGUGCAGUGAUCACAGAUGCUGGAGCACUACUUACUUUCGGUUGGGGGCUUUAUGGGCAGUGUGGACAAGGAAGUACAGAUGAUGAGCUAAGUCCAAUUUGUGUAUCUUCAUUACUGGGUAUCCGGAUAGAGAGUGUUGCUGCAGGACUAUGGCAUACUGUCUGCAUUUCAGUUGAUGGUGAUGUUUAUGCAUUUGGGGGUAAUCAGUUCGGCCAGUUAGGAACUGGAGCUGACCAAGCUGAGACUAUUCCGAGACUUUUGGAUGCUCCUAUUCUGGAAAAUGCGAAUGCAAAAAUUGUUUCCUGUGGAGCUCGUCAUAGUUUCAUUAUCACCGAGGAUGCAAAAGUAUUUGGCUGGGGAUGGAACAAGUAUGGCCAGCUGGGCUUGGGUGACGUGAUUGACCGCAACAUUCCAGCGCAAGUCAUGAUUGAUGGAUGUGUCCCCAAAAAUGUGGCAUGUGGCUGGUGGCAUACCUUGCUUCUGGCCGAACUACCCACUUAGAGUUCCUCAAAUUCACAGGCCAAAUAGGCCAUGGUACAGUUUUGUUAGACAUCAGUAAUUUCAUUGGACUAGUGAUAUCCGAGCUACUUUGUGUAUAUAUGCUACUUUGUCUUUGUAUAUCAUAUAUAUGCACGUAUAUAUGUAUAUACAAUCAGCGCUCAUUCUUCAAUGCUACAUGUCCAAUUGUUCAUCAUAAUGAUCAGCAUGUAAAUCGCAUAAGUUUAGUUGAUGUGCUGCAUGUUCCAGUCCAUUAUGUAUUCUUGUUAUGAGAUCAAUGUAACUAUAUUGUAUGAAGGGGCUUUAGGAAAUCUUCAAUCGUGUAAAGGGGAUGGUCCUCUUCUGUUCAAUCAAUGAAAUUAUGUGAUAAUGUUAUCUGCU
Molecule: messenger RNA, 1799 nt
Organism: Argentina anserina (silverweed cinquefoil)
Lineage: Eukaryota; Viridiplantae; Streptophyta; Magnoliopsida; Rosales; Rosaceae
Product: ultraviolet-B receptor UVR8
Exons: 11
Coding region: 6-1421 (471 amino acids)
Source: RefSeq, a predicted model, not a curated record